AUGGGUAUUCGUGCGGCCAUUGAACGUAAAAUCAAAGUGCUUAAAGUGUAUGGAAAUUCUGCAUUGGUGAUAUACCAACUCAAAGGAGAAUGGGAAACCAGAGAUCCUAAGUUGAUCAGUUAUAAAGAACUGGUUCUUGAAUUGAUUGAUGAGUUUGAUGACAUCACUUUCUAUUAUCUCCCACGAGAGGAAAACAAGAUGGCUGACGCACUGGCUACUCUAGCCUCAAUGAUUAAGGUGAACAAGUUAGAAAUCAUGAAGCCUAUUCAGAUGAGCAUAUACGAAGUUCUGGCUAAUUGCUACAGUAUUAAAGAAGAGGGAAAAGAUGAUCACCCUUGGUAUCCGAGUAUACUACAGUAUGUGAAGAAUCGAAAAUACCCUGAUCAAGCGACAGAAAACAACAAGAGAACGCUGAGAAGAAUAGCCAUUGAGUAUGUCUUAGAUGAGGAAGUGUUGUACAAAAAGGGAAAGAUCAAGUGUUGUUAA
Messenger RNA from Gossypium raimondii (Peruvian cotton), 486 nucleotides. RefSeq lists its product as uncharacterized. Gene Ontology annotation, molecular function: RNA-DNA hybrid ribonuclease activity; nucleic acid binding. The record is from RefSeq and is a predicted model, not a curated record. The transcript has a single exon. NCBI's taxonomy places the organism in Eukaryota, Viridiplantae, Streptophyta, Magnoliopsida, Malvales, Malvaceae. Bases 1 to 486 code for a protein of 161 amino acids.